Nelumbo nucifera (sacred lotus) is the source of this 1577-nucleotide messenger RNA. RefSeq names its product stearoyl-[acyl-carrier-protein] 9-desaturase, chloroplastic. Lineage: Eukaryota; Viridiplantae; Streptophyta; Magnoliopsida; Proteales; Nelumbonaceae. Gene Ontology annotation, molecular function: stearoyl-[ACP] desaturase activity. Gene Ontology annotation, cellular component: chloroplast stroma. The record is from RefSeq and is a predicted model, not a curated record. Gene Ontology annotation, biological process: fatty acid biosynthetic process.
UGUGUGUAUGCGCGUCAGAGUGCGUUUCUCCCUCACUCCCUCUCGUCCCCUUUCUCGUGUGGAGGAAAGCGAAGCAAUGGCUUUGAAGCUCGAUCCACUCUCCGUUCAGUCCCAAAAAUUUACUUCUUUUGGUCUUCCUUCUGUGGCCAAUCUCAGAUCUCCGAGGGUUUACAUGGCUUCCACCCUUCGUUCCAGCACCAAGGAGGUUGAAAAUUUGAGAAAGCCUUUCAGCCCUCCCCGUGAGGUACAUGUUCAGGUAACCCACUCCAUGCCACCACAAAAUAUUGAGAUAUUCAAAUCUAUGGAGGAUUGGGCAGAGCAGAAUGUCUUGGUACACUUGAAGCCUGUUGAGAAAUGCUGGCAACCACAGGAUUUUCUGCCAGACCCUUCCUCAGAGGGAUUCUAUGAACAAGUCAAGGAACUAAGGGAGCGAUCAAAGGAGAUUCCUGAUGACUACUUUGUUGUCUUGGUUGGAGAUAUGAUUACAGAAGAAGCCCUUCCUACUUACCAAACAAUGCUUAAUACCCUAGAUGGGGUUCGUGAUGAAACAGGUGCAAGCCUCACUUCUUGGGCAGUGUGGACAAGGGCAUGGACUGCCGAAGAAAAUAGGCAUGGGGACCUUCUCAACAAGUACCUCUAUUUGACUGGACGAGUUGAUAUGAAGCAAAUUGAGAAGACAAUUCAAUAUCUGAUUGGAUCAGGAAUGGAUCCAAGGACGGAGAACAACCCCUAUCUUGGGUUUAUCUACACCUCAUUCCAGGAAAGAGCUACCUUCAUCUCGCAUGGGAACACAGCCAGGCUUGCCAAGGAAUAUGGAGACUUAAAGCUGGCACAAAUAUGCGGAACUAUUGCUGCUGAUGAGAAGCGCCAUGAAACUGCAUAUACCAAGAUUGUGGAAAAGCUUUUUGAGAUUGACCCAGACGGUACCGUCUUGGCUUUCACAGAUAUGAUGAAGAAGAAAAUCUCAAUGCCAGCUCACCUAAUGUAUGAUGGUCGGGAUGACAACCUUUUUGAACACUUCUCAGCCGUUGCACAGAGGCUAGGGGUCUACACAGCAAAGGACUAUGCUGAUAUAUUGGAAUUUUUGGUCAAUAGAUGGAAUGUGGAGAAGUUAACAGGUCUUUCUAGUGAGGGGAAGAAAGCUCAAGAUUAUGUGUGUGGGUUGGCUCCACGAAUCAGAAGGCUGGAGGAGAGAGCUCUAGAGCGGGCCAAGCAAGCACCCAUAAUUCCUUUUAGCUGGAUUUUUGAUCGGGAGGUGAAACUAUAAGUGCUGCUUGAAAACUUUCAAUUGCAUUAUCUUGCCACUCCUCCUUAGUCGUAGCUACAUACAGGAAUUUUCGAAUUGCAUUUUCACUUUGAUUCCAUUGAUUUCUUCCUUUUGUUUGAGAUGAGGAGGGCUUUGUUGUGGGUGCAGAUUGUAUAUACUCUUUGGUUUCCUUGUCCAAUCUCAUGAAAUCAUGCAAGAGAAUAGAUAGGUUGCAUUGGCUUUUCCCAUGGGAAGCUUAUCAAAGGGUCUUUGUAUGAGUGUGUUUAUAUUUUUGGUUUAAUAUAAUGAUAAUUCUACUGAUUAAAAGUAA